GAUAAUAUGGCAUUUGGAGUUUUGUCUGAAUGCUAAGUUUGUUUUUAAUAUUAAUAAAGAACACCAGGAACAAUCGUCCAGGAACUCAUACUCGUCUCACGUCCUCUAGUCAAAAUGUAGGUUUAGUACCUGUGUUCAUCAAAAGAUUCUUGGUUCCCUGGGGAACAUCCUGAGGUGCAAUUGCCAUAAUAGUGAGGAAAACACAACUGUAUAAAUUCAUUCAUUAAAGAAAAAUGCAACAAAUCUUCAGUCAAAGAAAGCUUGUUUUCCAUGACAUGGAAGGCUUUACUCUUUCUAUUCCGAUAUAAAUUCUUAAGAUGUUUCAUUUUAUUUCUACAGCAACGCUUUUAAUCAACUCUCUAGUAAUUAUGCUGAGAUACUGUGGAUCAUAUACAAGUAACUGUCAUGUUUUUUUAUAUUUAAAGUUAGGGCGCCCUCUGGUGGAGUAAGCUCAUAUGGCACAUGCAUGAAAGUACAGACUGUUGAAUGUUGUUGGGACGGUUCAAUAUGUUCAUCAGGAAACACAGGGAGGAAUCAGCUGUUUGUCUGUCAAAGUCUGACAAAGAUGACUGAGCAGAGAUUGAGAGCUGUCGAUUUCCUCCUGUCACAUUUUUGAUUCAACAACUGGAAAAGUUGAACUUUCCUCUUUCACAAAUCCAACUGACUGUAACAGUGAACCAACACAUGGUCGACGAUCUGCGGCUUAAGAUGUUCCCAUGUUCAUUUAGCUGCCAGUCAUUUCCUUUAUCUAAAUUUUACAAGCAAUGCAUCACCUCCAACAGAUAACAAAGAUGUCACUCUAAACAAUGUUUCAUCUUUUUUCGGUUCAGCCAGGGGAGGCUGAUUAGGAACUAAAGAGAGUGAGAAAUGUUAAGUAAAAUUAAUUUAAUUAAGAAGAAUUAAAUUUAUUGUGAACUGUCUGAAAGGACUCAAACAUUCAAGCAAACAUGCCAUCACUGUUUCACUGUAAUAUGGAAUAUUACUUUAUGUGUUGACCAGGAGUGAGAUCUUUUAAAGUUGAAUUAAAGUUUGAGCAAGCAGACAGGUCAGUUAACAAUUGUUCUCAGUUUUAAAUAAAAAGUUCCAUAUGUGAGGGCCACAAGAGGAGGAUCUACCUUUCGGUGGCUGUUGGGAAAUUAAUUUCAUCACUGCAGCACAUAACUUUAUCACUCUCAGCGAUGUCAGUAUGAAUUUGUCUUUUGGUUUUAUUUUUGUUUUCUAAGCCACAAGGCAUGGACUUUGAUUGCUAGCCAUACAUUUAUGGCCACACUUUGAUUUUAAAAAAUGUUAUCACUUAUCAUUUAAAGAAUGAAACCUUAGAGUAUGUCAGCUCCGUAGACUGAGCUGUCUGCUCCUCAUAAGUGAUGUGCAGCCUUUACGCCAGUAGAGGGCAAGGCACAACAUUAACUUCUGCUAGUACUGACAGAGAUUCCACCUCAAGCACUUUAACUGAAUGUUGUGCUAUUACUAAAUGGACAACUUGUGCAAAUGGGAGAUUAUGCAAAGUGUUCAUUAAGAACACCUUUUUAAUUAUAAUUCUAACUGUAAAAUACACAGGUGGAAAAAAAACACCAACUUGAGAGGCUUUUGGGACGCGAUAGAAGCGGAGAUUCACAUAAUUAAUGUGCAGCUGACAAAUCUGCAGAAAUGAUGUGAAUCAGUCAUGUGAACAUGGAGCAGAAUCUCAAAGGAAAGUUUCCAACAUCUUGAACCAGUGCCAUGAGAACUGAGCCUGUUUCAAGAGCAAAGGGAGGAAGUAACCACUAUCAGUAUGGUGUUCCUAAUAAAGUGCUCAGUCGGUGUAUAUAAUUCUCUGCCUAUGAGUAUUUUCUUGUUGUUGAUAUUAAUGUAUGUAAUAAUUAUGUAUGCAUAAUUCAACAAGCUCCUCCUUAAUUCAUCUCAAAGCACAAGAAGAACUUUUUCCCUUAAUGCAUAGACAAUGGUAUAAUAUAUGGAAAUGUAUUUGUAGGCUGUAGGUGUCGCUUUGCAUAAAUAAAAAAAAAACCUGCCAAAUGAGUAAAUGUAGAAAAAAAUGUAAUCAAAAAUGUAAUUGUAUUAUUUGAUUGAGGUUAGCGUGCAUGUGGUCUAUACUUAGUAGUGCUGCUGCUGGUGGUGCUGGUGGUUGCAGCUGAAUGUAUUGUCCCCGUGCGGACAGCAUGUUAUUGUUAUUGUCCAUCCAUCAGUGACUUCAGAUGGGCAGGUUGUCCUCCAGAGUCACGUGGUCAUUCUGAGCAUCCCUUGCAGAUCCAGCAGGCUGCGUGGCGUGUCUCCACUAGGUUAUUACGGUAUGAGCCAGCUCCACUGCCGCCGUGUGUAGUCGCAGCAUCUCUUGCUUCCAGUUUUUCUACCGCUGGACUCGAUCUCCGAAAUCGCAGGUUAUGCCACCCCAAAGGCUUCCUGGAUCCCCAGCCGUGAAAGAAAAGGGCUGAGCUCCAUUUCACCCCCCAGGUUCCUGCUGCUUUGCACCCCAUCUUUCCCUCCUUCCCUCUUCUGAUUAUUCCCCUCUCCCAACCUCACCAGCCCCACCCGACUCCCACAGCUGACCCCUGCACCCCUGUCAUCCUCCACCCCGAGACUUUUUGUCCAGUCACAUCACCCCCCCCAACACCAACACCAUACCUGGUCUCUCCUCCUGCUUUUAUUCCAGUCCCACUAACCUCACACUAAGACCUACCCGCAGUCCCCUGCCCUCUUCAGAGAUCUGCUUUUUACCUACUGGCUGCACGCCAGGCCCCAUGGCUACAGGAGGUCAUGCCCCUGAGACAGAUGUGUUGAUCAACCCACAACAGGUGAAGGUGGAGGAGGAAGAUGAGGAAGGAUCUGCAGAGGAACAGGAGGAAGAAGAGGAGGAGCAGAACUGGGAGAAAGCACUGUCUGUGGAGCGCUUUGGAGACAUUAUCAGCGACUCUGCUUCUACCAGUGGAGACAGGAUGGGCCGACACUACACCGAGAAAGACUUUGAGUAUCACAGACACACAUUUCAUCAUACGCACCACCCCUUGUCCACCCACCUGCCCCUGCCCCAGCGUCUACGCAAGAGGGUGCACAGCACGGACAGAAGGCGCAAAAAGAAACGGAAGAAAAAAAAGACCUCUCUGCCCCCCUCCGAUGUUACACCCACCAUCCAUGAGGUAGAUGAGGAAGAGGCGGAGUCUGAUACGGACGGACUGGGGGUGGCUGCCACACCCACAGAGCUACCUGAUAUCCAACCACAGUUUAGUUUGGGGAGCCAAGAGGACUUGGAGGAACCCGUUCUGCUCGCUACCUUCCACACGGAAAAUGAAGAGCAUCCAUUGUCGAGGAAAGCUGCACUCACUCUGAUAAAGGGAGCAUCUCAUAAUGGGGGAAUUUCUGCUCUUGGCCAGAAUGAGGAGGUGGCUGGGGAGGAAAUGGAUUUCAACAGCGUUCCCCCAGGAUCAGAUCCCUCAAGCUCAUCUGCAGCCCGCGGCUGGUUCCGGAGGAAGCCUGUACACCAUCGCCUGGCGGGCGCCCAGCGCAGCAACUAUGACCUGCGGGAGCGGAUCUGCAUCGGCAGUAUGACUGCUCUGGAGACUGCUGUCUACCAGCAGGUGCCCACUGAUGAGGCGGAGGCCCAGAUGUUGGCCAGUGCCGAUCUGGAUGACAUGAAAAGUCACAGAUUUGAGGACAACCCCGGGGUGAGACGCCACUUGGUGAAGAAGUCGUCCCGAUGUCAAAUGGCCCGGUCCAGCAACAGCUCCACACCACUAUCCAGCCUGAAGAAGAAGAAGAGAGCAGCAGAAAAAAAAAUUCAUGAGUUGUUUGUGGAGCUGAACGAGCUGAUCGUGGAGAAGGAUCAUGAGAUGCGUUGGAAGGAACGCGCUCGCUGGAUCAAGUUUGAAGAGGAUGUGGAGGAGGAGACGGAUCGCUGGGGCAAACCUCACGUGGCCUCACUCUCCUUCCGCAGCUUGCUGGAGCUUCGUCGCACCAUCACACACGGUGCUAUCCUUCUGGACCUGGAGCAGAAUUCUCUGCCUGGCAUCGCUCAUCUGGUGGUGGAGACGAUGAUCAUCUCUGAUCAGAUCAGAGCCGAGGACAGAUCCAGUGUUCUGCGGGCUCUGCUUCUCAAACACAGUCAUCCGAGUGAUUUAAAACAUCGUUUCCACCGUCACCACUCAUCCAGCAGUCUUCACGGCAGCUUCAAUCACAACCACGUCCAUGACACCAGUCUGCCACUGGUGGCUGAAGAGCAUGAUGAACACCAGGAUAACAAAGGGCCGGUGUACGACCCCAAACAAGACGUGUUCGUCAGCCUGUUUAAAUCUCUCCACCCUCUGCCUCCUGAGAGCCAUCCAGCUGCGGCGAGGUCCAUGAAACUGCUCGCCAAGAUUCCCAAAGAUGCUGAAGCUGUCAUCGUUUUAGUUGGCUGUGUGGAGUUUCUGGAGCAGCCAGCCAUGGCCUUUGUCAGGCUGAACGAUGCCGUGCUUCUGGAGUCGGUGCUGGAGGUCCCGGUCCCUGUUCGCUUUCUUUUCGUCCUACUCGGUCCCAGUCAGUCCAACAUUGACUAUCAUGAGAUUGGACGUUCCUUCGCCACUCUCAUGUCCGACAAGAACUUCCACGAGGUGGCCUACUUUGCUGACGACAGACAGGACCUCCUGAACGGUAUCAAUGAGUUCUUGGACUGCAGCAUCGUCAUUCCGCCCUCAGAUGUGGCGGGCAAAGACCUCCUGAAGACGGUGGCUGACUUCCAGAAGCAGAUGCUGCGCAAGAGGAAGGAGAGAGAGCUCAAAAAGCACCAGUCCUCAUUUGGAUUGGUGCAGGACAACAAAGAGGUGAGUCCAGAGGAGGAGGAGGAGGGAGACCAGGAGGUGGACCCGUUAAAGCGCUCAGGGAUCCCAUUCGGAGGCCUGAUCCACGAUAUCCGCCGCCGCUAUCCACACUAUGUCAGUGACUUAAAAGAUGCCGUGGACAUGCAGUGCGUCGCUGCCGUCAUCUUCAUCUACUUUGCAGCACUGUCGCCCACUAUAACCUUCGGAGGCCUGCUGGGAGAGAAAACAGAGGGCAUGAUGGGAGUGACUGAGCUUAUCGUUUCAACUGCAACUCUUGGAGUUAUAUUCUCGCUGCUCGCUGGUCAGCCGCUUCUCAUCAUUGGCUUCUCAGGACCCUUACUGGUGUUUGAAGAAGCCUUCUACAAGUUCUGUCAGGCUCACGACUUUGAGUACCUGACUGGUCGGGUGUGGAUCGGGUUUUGGCUCAUCUUCAUUGUCCUGGUGAUUGUUGCAGCAGAGGGCAGCUUCCUCGUCCGCUACAUCUCACCCUUUACCCAGGAGAUUUUUGCUUUCCUCAUCUCCCUCAUCUUCAUCUACGAGACUUUCUCAAAGCUCAUCAAGGUGUUUAAGGAACAUCCACUGAUGGCAAUGUACCCCAGUGACUUCAGCCCAGCUACUGGGCUUCAAGAUGAGAUUGACCCCGUCUACAACCAGCCCAACACUGCUCUUCUCUCUCUGGUUCUUAUGAUGGGCACUUUCUUUGUUGCUUUCUUCCUCAGGAAGUUCAGAAACAGUCGCUUCUUAGGUGGCAAGGCCAGAAGAAUUAUUGGUGAUUUUGGCAUCCCCAUCUCAAUUCUGGUUUCAGUGUUUGUGGAUUACUCCGUUACUGACACUUACACACAGAAACUUGAUGUGCCGUCGGGCUUUUCCGUCACAUCCCCAGACAAGAGAGGUUGGUUCAUCAGUCCCUUUGGGGAUAAGCAGCCCUUUCCAACCUGGAUGAUGGGAGCAAGUAUCGUACCUGCGCUUCUUGUCUUCAUCCUCAUCUUCAUGGAAACUCAGAUCACUUCAUUGAUAGUCAGUAAGAAGGAGCGUCGCCUGGUUAAAGGAUCGGGUUUCCACCUGGAUCUACUGCUCAUCGUCAUCCUGGGUGCCAUCUGUCCCCUUUUCGGCCUGCCGUGGCUCACCGCGGCGACGGUGCGCUCUGUCACCCAUGUCAACGCACUCACAGUCAUGAGCAAGGCCACGGCACCUGGUGAAAAGCCCAUGAUCCAGGAGGUGAAAGAGCAGAGGCUGACCGGGCUUCUUGUGGCUGUGCUCGUCGGUAUGUCUAUGGUGAUGACAGAUGUGCUCCGCCUCAUCCCUCUGGCCGUGCUCUUUGGUAUCUUCCUGUACAUGGGGGUCACGUCUCUGACGGGCAUCCAGCUGUAUGAACGCAUCACACUCAUGGUCACGCCUGCCAAGCAUCACCCUGACCACAUCUACGUCACCAAGGUGAAGACAUGGCGAAUGAACAUGUUCACCAUCAUUCAGCUGGCGUGCAUCGUGGCUCUGUGGGUAGUGAAGUCUACUGUGGCCUCCCUGGCGUUCCCCUUCGUCCUCAUCAUGACGGUGCCGCUGCGCCGCCUCAUCCUCUCGAGGAUCUUUGAGGAGCGUGAGCUCCAGGCGCUGGACUGUGACGAAGAUUCUCCCAACUUUGAUGAAGACGGACGAGAUGAGUACAACGAGAUCCACAUGCUUGUGUAGAUUUAAAGUGGACCCAGCCAACGGGACUUCUUCCAUUCUCCAGCUCCGAACAGUCAGAGUGAGCCUCCUUGGAAACCUCGGCCCCAGACAAAGCCAGAGAGGAGCUACCAUGAAGGUGUUUGUAAAAUAUACAAAAGCUAUAGCUGGAUAAUAACUUCUUAUCUUUGUUUAUUCCAGUUUUUUUUUUUUUUUUUUUUUUAAAGAGCACACCUAAUGUUAGAUCUCUGUGGUAGUAGUGGUGUUGUGUCAACCUCCCCGAAGAUGUUCUGUCAGAGGCCAGCGAGUAGCUCUGAGCACCCUACCUGAAGUGGAAGAUGCAAAUCUAGCAAAACAACCUAAUUUACACGAAGACUUAACCCAACUUUUUAUCCUUAUCUAUCCCUUUAUUUACUCUGCAGGUUCUGGGCAUAAGUGCAAUGAUGAUGGUGACCUCUUGGGCUACAGCAGACUGAAUGAUUUAGACUAAUUUAGGCACUGAAAGUGGGAAAUAGGGUCAAUUUCCUUUCAUUUUGUUUCAUUCAGGAAGUGGACUUUCAUCAAAAUGUAUUAUUGUUCAGGUGAAUUGACCCUAAAUCUCAAAGCCCUGAAAGAAUCCCACUGCCUUCGUAAUUUAGCAGCCUUUUCCCUUUACACUGCCGAUAGGUUGCAGUGAUGUGCAAGCAAGGAGUUGAGUAGUCUUUUUCCUUUCUGUAGAGAUUUUUAGUAAUGAGCACUUUGACUGGAUGAAAGUUCACUUUUGUCACUGCCAGCUUGAGCUCCCUGGCACACAGCCUCCUCUCUAAAGGUAGUCUCCCCCUGAAACCAACAGCCCUGCAGAUGCUUUCUUCUCGGGGUGAUAUCGUACUUUGUUACAUGUUUAAUGCCCAACAUACCAGUCCACUGACUUUAUUAUUGUGACCUCGGGUGUAUAACUAAAUAGCUAACAUGGUCUCAACCUUAUUUUUCUACUUUGUUGUAUUUAUUAUGCGUCCUUUGGACUCAAUGCCACCCCAGAUUCUCAGUGACGUUUAGACUCCAAACAGCUUAAACUGCUAUAAGAGUUAGCAUAAGGUAAAAAUAACAUUGUGUAGGUUGACACGCUCAAACAGAAAAUUUGUAAUUAUUCAUCCAUUCUUUCAUCCUCUCUGCAAGAUUUCCACAGCCUGGUGCAUUUUUAACAGAUGUCAUGAAUAAUAUAAAAACACACUUGACUGGGAAAGCAUAGAAACUAAGCAAACACACACAAGUACUAAAAAUGCUGGGGAACAGUUGAGUGUUGGCAGAAUGUAUGAAUGAUGCAUUGUACAGUAAGACUGUGAGCUUGGAAUUAUAAUGUACCAUCUGUGUUCAGAGUUGUUUUGAAAUACCAAGAGAUUUAGUUUUCACCUCCAAUACUGCGAGCACCAUUAAGCGCUUUUCAGAAACCUCACUUGUGCCACACAGAAAUGCACUUUUGUAAGAGCUGCUGUACAAAGAAAUGGCACAGAAUUUCACUUGAUUAUUCUGUAACAUGUGAGUUGUGCACAGACCCAGUACGUAGUCUCGGGAGGACGUUCAGUAAAUGUUGUCAGAUUUAAGCAUGAGGUGGAGAAUCAACAAGAAGAAGCCUUGGAGCCUGGAUGUUUGUUGGAUGAUAAUCAAGUUUGGCUCAAAAAAAAAAAGAAAGAUGUAAGAUAAGAAGGAUUAGCCAAUUCAAAAUGCAAGAAAGCUUCUGCAUACUGUCACACCUAAAAAAAACAAAUCAAUAUUUAAUCGAUAGAUAACAUUUUCAGAAGUUUGUGCAGAAUUCCUCAAUCUUUCUAACACCUUUUAUUUCUGCACUGCAUGUGCAGCAACAAAGAAGUGUUAGUGGGAAUCAGUAGAGAGACACUGUGUUGCAGCUGAAGAGGUUUCUGUAAAUAGCUGGAUAGGAAAAAAAAAAAAAAGAAGUCAUCAUGUUUUGUUGUAUUCACCAGAUGGUUUUGUGGCUGCAUGUAUACAACCGACUCCAAAGCGCGGAUAGUGGUAAUCUAAAAGUAUAUCCCAUAUACUUUUAAGGCUCAGCAGUGUAUUAGGAUUUACAUACACGCUAUUUCACACAACCAUGUCCUACAUUCCAAGCCAUGCAAGAAUUUUGUCUCAGGGGAAACUGACCUUCGGUCUGUAAAUAUCGCUUCCCAGCCUUUAGUUUGUUGUCUUUUUGUGUACAUAAAGCGGUCAAGGCAAUCCAACACUUGCAAUGUAAAAAAUAUAUGGCGCACAGUCCAGGCUUUUGUGUUAUACAAUGGAGAAAAGGAGAGAGAAUAAUGUGUUUACUCCAGUGAAGUGACAUGGACUUUUAACCGUAAAUUAAUCUCCCCCCCUCCUCCUCCGCUGUUCUCUUCAGGCUUCCACUUGAAGCUUCACUUUGAUGUGAAGCAUGCACCUGCUGGAGUGUGUAUUUAAUUCUGCAGCUCAAAAACUUAAUGAGUUAUUGAACGUGCUUUACAUUAGCACUCCAUAGCGGUCUCAUUUAUAAUUGGCUUUGUUGUUAAUGGACCUUUCCAACCACGUGUUUAUGUUUCAGGGUUUACAAAGACAAGAAUGGAUAAACUGAGGGCUAAGAUAAAUUUUCUCCAUUAUAUUUGGCCCCACUGUUUUCAAGACAUUACUGAAUGUAAAUGUUGGGCUGCCUGUGUUUUCAGAUACGUGAUUUUCCUGGGGUGACCACCAACAAAUUCAAGUGAUAGUUUAGGGUUAAAGAUGUAGAUGUAAGUGAACAGGCUCUUAGACAGGAUAUUGAAAAUAAAAAUCCACAAAUCAUUUUGAAGAGAGGUGGCAAAAAUGUGUAAAAUAUUCUUUUAAUAUUAAUAUUUUCUUGUUAUCCUUAAUUAAUUUAGCUGUUUUAUUUUAAAAUAAUAUUUCAUUUCAUUUAAAACAAUUAUGUCACAGAGUAUCACUUGAUGAUUGUUUAAAACCUCUAUCGGGAACUAAAUCAAACAUAAAUUUAAUUAAUCAAUGAAUUAAAAGAUUUAAGGACAUAACCUGUCCGUCCUCAAUAGUAGCCAGCAGAAAGGUUCCUCUGCUCUUUGUCACACAUCCUGUGUUUUGGCAGUUUAUAUUUCUUUGAUGUGAACUCCAACAGAAAGCAGAGCAGUCCUUUGAACUUAACCUGGGAUAUCCUUUGGUUAUAAGAUUUUAAUUAUGAACCUAAUGGCCUUCAACCACAAAAAUGUUGGCAAGCAGUUUGACAUUCUCAAGAAUUAAAACUCUGUUGAAUUUGCUUGAGAAAAAUAAGAUUUAAAACUGGGUUUUACUUAAAACUUGUUUAUGAAUAUCUAUUUAUACUCUUACACUGAUUAAAGCUUGAAUUUCUUUUGUGUUCAAUUAACAGUUUGGUCAUGAAUUAACUUCCAUACAUAACCAGCACAGGCUUAUAGUUAGUUAAUUAAACACACAACACUUCCAAGGGUAAUGUUAGGAGCAACAGAUAUAUGACGGACACCAAGUGUGAUUGAUCAACAACAUUUUGAUCUGAUAGAGAUUAAGCUAUUAAAAUAAAUGUUAUUUUAAAGCAGGUAAGAAUAAUUAAACAGUCGUUAUUUUUUCUUAACCUAUACUAAAUUAGCUCAUUCAAAUCUGAUGUAAGCCAUGGCACUUAACUUUUCAUUCAUAGGGAGUUGGCAUCAGGAGGCAUCUGCCAUCUAAAUCCAGUGGAGCUCUGUAUUUGCUGUGCUGGUUGACCCACCGUGGUAAAGGAGUCACAGGGGUCUAUGUUCUUUAUUAUCAGAGAAUACAAGUCUGUUAAGCCUGUUCAACACGUCCACGUGCUCUUGUUAUGACAAGAACUGGUGGGUCUGAGCAGGCCAUAGCCCACACUGAGCCGGCGAGCGUAUACUUAGCAAAACAUCCUUUCAGUAUUUACACAAGGGAAAAAAAAUGGAAUUGUGGGUAUUAUUUAAGAUAAUAAAAGGUGUGGUGCUGCCACUCGGUCCUGUCUGGGCCCUGGAUGUUGAAACACGCAAGAACAAAAAGGGAAAAAUAGUUGUUUUGACCCUCGAAAAAGUUCUGCCUCGUCAAUAUUUUGAGUUCACCACAUUUCGUCGCCUUACACCACCAAAGUAGCAGGACAGACCACCCACCCAAAUCUAAGGCUCUGUUAUUUUUGAGCCUCUUUUAAUUCAAGAUCAUUGGUUUGAGUUCAGGCGUCUGGGCAUCUCGGAGCUCUAGCAUAUGGAAUUGUAUAUUAGGUUCAACCGUUAUUUAACUAUAAAUCAGAUAUUUGUGAAACUAUUUCAUCUGUUAUAAGGAAGGUUGGUCAAGCUGAUAUUCUCAAGAUCAAUAGAGUUAUAGCUAUAACUACAGCAAUGCCAUUACAUUUUCUUAAAUUGGACUGCAUACCAAAGGGUUAGUUCCAUAGUGGGAUUAUUUUCCUUAUUUUGUUCUUAAUUGACACAUGUUGGUGAUCUCCCUCACUGUAAAUAAAAUACUAUCCUUAUAAAUGUUAUAUAUUUGAUUUUAUUUAUUUAUUGAUUUUUUGGUGACAGAAUUAUGAUGACGCCACCCGGAUAGUAUUAUUUUUUUCUUUUUUUUUUUUUUUUUUUAGUUCUGAUAUCCAAACCACUCAUCUAAAUAUAUGGUUUCCAUGAAAUAUCAAUAUUAAUCUCAAAACGCUGUUAAAUCUGCAAUAAGCAUUUAACAUUGAGAGCACAGACGGCAACUUUUCAACAAACUCGCAGCAACAAGUCUUACAUACUGGUUAAUGUACUAGCAAGUAAUUGCCUCGUUCCACAUCCAGCAGAAUCACAGCACCAUGGUCAUCCCAUUGGAGUCCUGUAUUUUUGUACAAUUUGCCUCUGGUGUGGUCCACCAGUUCUUAGGAAAAAUGGUGUGUUUCUCUUUGGACUGCUAGACGCUGAAUUCUCUUCAAUGCCCUUGUUUACUUCGGCUCCCUGUCAUGCUGGGCACGUACAACUGCAGAUGUAGAUGCUGAUUCUCAGUGAGAUCAGCAGUACUAGCAUCCAUUUCACAUUGUAGUCAUUAGAUUCAAUGUUAAAAUUGAACACAUUGCUUAAUGGAGCUUUACAUUGUUUUGAUAACACACAGAUGGUCUUCAAUAGGUCUACACAAAAAUCAUUUGAUGUAUUAAUCCGAUGAUUUUAUGAAAUGCGGUAUGUUUGCAUUUAUUACACAGACUGACACUUGGGUUGUGUGGAUACUUGAAUAGCAGGUCCAUCCUGCUAUUGCUGUAAAGAGGUUUUCGAACAACUGUAAAAUGUUAUUUUUUUGUCUGAAAUAAAUAUUUAUUAUGUGUUUCAAAUACAAACAGAAUCCUUCUCUUUUGUCAGCUUAGAAAAAUUACAAUCCUAUACAAAUGUUUUAGGUAGCCUAUCACACUUUGAAGUGAAAUGAAAGUGUUUUGUUUUUGCCUACUUACCAUAAGUGCCAAAUGGGUGAGGUUAACCACAUAAAACAAAAUCAUGAGUUCCAGAAAAUUCAGAUAUUCACAGAAAAGUAGUCAGACAGCAAAAUUAUAAUUUUCUAUGUCUACAGAAUAAAUGAUAUGAUUUACAAAACCUCAUGACACACCCAGCCAUAGUGCUGCUGCAGGGAUGACGUAUUUUUGAAGCCCAACCUGGAGGUUAGCAUUUCCCUGCUUCCCUUGACAAAACACUAAUGAGAUUUUAAUCUAAUCUAAUCUAAAGAGACUGCAGAAAAUCAGUUCUGUGACAAAAAAAAAGUGUAUGAUACUUCCAUGUUUUGUUCAGUAAGAUAAAGACAAAUGAAUACCACAUUUAUGAUUUUUGGAGCAUAAAUACAAUCGGCAGAAGUAAAAAUCAAAUUUUAGGCUAUAACUAACGACACCACGGUCACAUGACUUCAACGACUGGGGGAUUUACUGAUUUACUGUAUUUCAUGUCAUAGAAUAAAACAUGAAAAUGUCUUGACCUUAUUUCAGUCAUCUAACCAAAAACCCAUUAAAUAAUUCAUAGGCUUCGGGUGCUAACUAAUUUCAGGUUUUUAGGAUUCAUUCCUGCAGCACUCUAUAGAGAGAUACAGAACAUUUCACAUUUGACAUUGGAGGAGAAAAAAACUACUACAACAAUAAAUGGCUUGACAGUUUCCGUAAAAGUCAUAGUGCACCUUUGAUAUUCAACAAUUCAUGUCUUCAUUUGAAAAAGAAAAGAUCUGAACAUAUUGAAUGAUGGAAAAUAUUGCCCGUAAAUUGAUACUUUGAUAAUAUUAGUGGAGUGUUAUAUGUUGGACUCUUUCUGUAUAUGUGUGGAUGCAUAUAUUUAAAGGAAAAUUGCAGUGGUUUUUUAACAUAUUUUCAUAAUUGACUGUGGGUCACGCCAAGUUCACACUCACCACCUCCGAAGAGAUUACUUAAAACAGCCGGCCACGCAGUUCAAGGGUCAAACAGCUUUACAAAUUAACUUUUAAAUAACUUUAAAGUUUUAAAUGAAUUAUUUCAAAUGCUUGUUUAUGAGUCUGAAAGCAUAUACAGAAAUUAGCCCCCUGGAUUAGCUAUUGUUGCUAAAUUCAUGGGGAUCUACUUUCUGGGGUAACUUGCUAGCCAAACUAGUCAUUGUGUGUAUUUGUAAUGCCAUACUACUGCUCCAACAAUAACCACACACUAAAUUGAAUAAGACACAGCCUUUCACAUGCAAACAAACCAGCUAGCACAGACAAAAAGCAAUCUGAAGCAAGUGGCUAAUUUGCUUAGCCAGCAGGGUGGCUAAUCCUGGGGGCUACUUUCGAUGUUUACUUUUGUUCAGAUUCAAAGACGUGAAAAUGUUUUAUGUAAAAAUUAAGGUUUAUCUGAAAAGAUUUAUAAUUAUCACGAUGAUUUAGUCAAUAAAUGUUUGGAUUUUCUUUGUAGGCCUUCUGGAGGUAGCAAGUGCAAAAUUAGCAUGAUCCCCCAGAAUCAUGUUUUGGUCAGCUCAGCA
This is a messenger RNA of Seriola aureovittata, 13360 nucleotides long. It is a transcript of the gene slc4a3, whose product is annotated as solute carrier family 4 member 3. Gene Ontology annotation, molecular function: monoatomic anion transmembrane transporter activity; solute:inorganic anion antiporter activity. Lineage: Eukaryota; Metazoa; Chordata; Actinopteri; Carangiformes; Carangidae. The record is from RefSeq and is a predicted model, not a curated record. The transcript has 23 exons. Gene Ontology annotation, biological process: transmembrane transport; bicarbonate transport; monoatomic anion transport. The coding region runs from base 2736 to 6473 and encodes 1245 amino acids. Gene Ontology annotation, cellular component: plasma membrane.